Molecule: messenger RNA, 309 nt
Organism: Ostertagia ostertagi
Lineage: Eukaryota; Metazoa; Nematoda; Chromadorea; Rhabditida; Trichostrongylidae
Source: the annotation of a GenBank genome assembly
AUGGAUACGAAAUACUUCGCUUUGAGCAAUGAUCGUGAUCGAGCAUACGGUAGCUUACAAUAUGGUAGCUGGAAUAGUGGCCGAAGAGUAGCAGCAGCGGCGAUGGGACGAGAGAGUUUGGGAACAAGCGAGGCGCAGAAAACGAUGAUUCUACGAUUCCUUGCCGAAUUCACUGAACUCUUCGAUAUCGCUCCGGACAAAACACGGGUGUCAGUUGUCCAGUACUCGGAUCAAAUACGGCACGAGUUCGGUCUGGAUGACUACAAAGACAGUCGCUCACUUCAUGAGGCGAUUAAGAAUAUUGAGUAA